Molecule: messenger RNA, 774 nt
Organism: Darwinula stevensoni
Lineage: Eukaryota; Metazoa; Arthropoda; Ostracoda; Podocopida; Darwinulidae
Source: the annotation of a GenBank genome assembly
AUAACCCCCGGAAGACAAAGCCAUUUCAUGAAUGUCGGCCUCUGUAACUCCAAGUGUACCGAAAUCGCCUUCCCACCUGAAGGGAUUCACAUCUUCUCCGGCUUUCUCCAUUCUCAUUUGCUCGGAAGGAAAAUGCGAGUCCGGGUGUUCCGAAACGGCGAGGAAUUGCCCUGGCUGCAAAAUGACGACAAUUAUGACUUCGAUUAUCAACAGGUCCGAGUCUUUCGGGAACACAUCACCCUUUAUCCUGGAGAUCAGCUCAUCAUGGAAUGCGACUAUGAUUCGUCGAAUCGGGAUUCGGUGACCGUGAGUGGCUUUGGAACAAUGGAAGAGAUGUGUCUGGCUUUCUUCCAGUAUUAUCCUGCUGUGAAUUUUGCUGCCUGCUUGAGUUUCCCCCAUUUCGAGAGCAUAUUUUCUAUGUUCGGCAUCACUGACGUCUGGCUCGACCCGGAUGGAGGCUAUGAAUACAUGGUGUCGGAGGACCAGACCCUGGUGGACUAUCUGAACGAGUUUGACUGGUCGGGCGUCGACAUGGAAGGCUUCCAACAUUUAAUGCGUUACGAUCCUCAUUAUACGGGAUGCGUCAACAAUCAGGGGGAACUCCUUCUCCCAUGGAAUCAGACGACGAGCUAUCCCGAAGGCGUGGACUCCUGGAUGCCUCCCGGACGAGAAUGUCCAUCUGGCAAAUGAAACUUUUUCCCUGUCCUCUCUUGUUUGAAGAAAAAUUCUAAUGCCCGCAAUUUCUCUUGCCUUUCCUUUCCUUUGCAUGCACAU